Tetrahymena thermophila SB210 is the source of this 453-nucleotide messenger RNA. Its product is annotated as inner membrane protease subunit 1. Gene Ontology annotation, molecular function: serine-type endopeptidase activity. Lineage: Eukaryota; Ciliophora; Oligohymenophorea; Hymenostomatida; Tetrahymenidae. The record is from RefSeq and is a predicted model, not a curated record. The transcript has a single exon. Gene Ontology annotation, cellular component: membrane; mitochondrial inner membrane peptidase complex.
AUGUCUCGAGUACUAAAUGAUAUUGUGAGUUAAUGCUUAAUGCCACUUUCUGCAGCUGCUUUAUACUACCUAACCAUUGAUAAUGUUAUUGUUGCUAAUAAGGCAGAUGGUGCAUCUAUGGAACCAACUAUUAGUGAUACUUCUUCUCUAAUUUGUUUAAAGUUACCAUAUAAAAUAUUUGGAAAAAGAGUGAAAAAAGGGGAUAUAAUCAUAGCUUAAUCGCCUGUUAAACCUGAUGUGGACAUUUGUAAAAGAGUUUUAUACACAGAAGGUGAGUAGGUUAAUAGAAUAAUAGUGCCUCCUAACCAUGUUUGGAUCGAAGGUGAUAAUAAAGAUAACUCAUUUGACUCAAGAGAUCACGGACCUCUUCCAGAAUAUUUGAUAAAAGGAAAAGUUCUCAUUCAGCUUUAUCCCUUUAAGUAUUUAUAUAGUGAAGAAAACAGUUAAAAGUGA